This is a messenger RNA of Platichthys flesus (European flounder), 2477 nucleotides long. RefSeq names its product gamma-aminobutyric acid receptor subunit rho-1-like. The record is from RefSeq and is a predicted model, not a curated record. Gene Ontology annotation, cellular component: synapse; membrane; GABA-A receptor complex. Gene Ontology annotation, biological process: nervous system process; regulation of membrane potential; monoatomic ion transmembrane transport. Lineage: Eukaryota; Metazoa; Chordata; Actinopteri; Pleuronectiformes; Pleuronectidae. Gene Ontology annotation, molecular function: GABA-A receptor activity; neurotransmitter receptor activity; extracellular ligand-gated monoatomic ion channel activity. Bases 96 to 1517 code for a protein of 473 amino acids. The transcript is spliced from 10 exons.
UGUGCGGAGCGCGCUUCCUGUGCGCAGCAGCAGCAAGCACCUGGAGCCGCCGGCAGCUGUGACACUGUUUGGAGAGGCUCGGGACGGAGGGCACCAUGCACACGGAUGUCGUGCUAAUCAACCUGCUGCUGCUGCUGUGGAUGCUUGGUGUGUCCGGGCUGACGCGUCCGAGGGGACCGACACCGCAGCCACACAGACACUGCAAAUCGAAAAGAGAAGUGUCCCUAAUGCAAGGAUGGGGUCGCAAGACUGGCAGCUCCAUAUUCAAGAGGAGUCCAGAUAUGACUAAAGCCGUGGAAAAAAAGUCUGAGCAGCUGCUGAGGAUAGACGACCACGACUUUACGAUGCGACCAGGAUUUGGAGGCCCUGCAGUCCCAGUUGGAGUGGACGUGCAGGUUGAAAGCCUGGACGCAAUUUCGGAGGUUGAUAUGGACUUCACAAUGACCCUGUACCUCAGACACUACUGGAAAGAUGAACGCCUGUCCUUCAGGAGCAAUAAAAACCAGAGCAUGACUUUUGAUGGGCGACUAGUGAAGAAAAUCUGGGUGCCAGACAUGUUUUUUGUCCACUCAAAGAAGUCCUUCACACACGACACCACCACUGAAAAUGUGAUGCUGCGAGUUUACCCCGAUGGCAAAGUCCUGUACAGCCUCAGAGUGACGGUCACAUCCAUGUGCAGCAUGGACCUGAGCCGCUUUCCUCUUGACACACAAACAUGCUCUUUGGAGAUAGAGAGCUAUGCGUAUACAGAUGAUGACCUGAUGCUGUACUGGAAAGAAGGUAACCGCUCAUUGAACACAGACGAGAGAAUUUCUCUCUCACAGUUCCUCAUCCAGGAGUUCCACACCACCUCCAGGCUGGCCUUCUACAGCAGCACAGGCUGGUACAACCGUCUCUACAUCAACUUCACCCUGCGGCGGCACAUCUUCUUUUUCCUGCUGCAGACCUACUUCCCCGCCACUCUGAUGGUCAUGCUGUCCUGGGUGUCCUUCUGGAUCGACCGCAGGGCCGUCCCUGCCAGAGUGCCACUGGGUAUAACCACAGUGCUCACCAUGUCCACCAUCAUCACUGGAGUCAACGCCUCCAUGCCCAGGGUCUCCUACAUCAAAGCUGUGGACAUUUACCUCUGGGUCAGCUUUGUCUUUGUCUUCCUGUCUGUGAUAGAGUAUGCUGCAGUUAACUACCUGUCCACUCUGGAAGAGCGUAAGGAGAGGAAACUCCGAGAGAGGCUGCUGUGUACGUGUGGGAUGAACCACCCUGGCAUGAUGUCUGUGGGCUACAGUGAGAUUGACGUCAACAAUACAGGAAACUAUGGCAUGCCGGAACAGAACGGGGUGAAACGGGAGAGGAUGCUUGUGGAGCUGGCGAUGGGGACCGACCAGGUCACCGGCCAUGUGGCCUCCGCUGGCUACAGCAACGCAUGGAUCGACACACACAUCAUCGACAAGUACUCCCGGGUCCUUUUUCCUGGAUCCUACAUCCUCUUCAACAUUAUCUACUGGUCCAUCUACUCCUAGCACAGAGGGAACUCAAACAGACCUACCUCUACUGGAGUAAAGACACAUACACUGUACGCGCACAUCCAGGCAUUUGACAGAAAAACCAGACGUAGCCCCAAGAUAGACGUGAUGCAGUCUAACAGGACCAAGUAGAGCUGAACCUUUAGUCAGCUGAUCAAGACAACAACAAUAAUCCAAUGUGGCUUCAUUACGGUGCAGAGUGUGUCCCGUGAAGACCAGGGACCAGCCAUGCUUGGGGAACUUGAAUUGAACCGUUUUCCAAACAGGUUCAGGGAUUGUUAAACUCUUCCUAAAGGGCUUGAAACAACAGCAGUGCAUCUGUAAUAUGUGGAAACAACUCUUUUGUCUGGCCUCAUCCAUUUGGCAGUUUUACUCUAGUUGCUCUUUAUCUUUGUAGAUACCAUUCAUGCUCAUUUUAUACCUACUUCCACUCAUAAUGUGUUUGCUACUGUUGUUUGUGGUAUAAAUGCAAAGCUAUUAAAGCAGAGGAUUGUGUGAUCGUGUUUUUGGUUAUUUAUUCGGAUUUAUCAGGUGACUGUUGGGCCUUGGCGGAGGUGCACACUCCACUGAAUGUCUUUACGAAUUUAUCAUGAUUUAAUGUACAUCCCAUCAGUGUAUUUUGUGGGUUAACACUGCCGCCUCAGAGCAAGAAAGUUACCGGUUUGAAUCCCAGUUCAGCGAUGGUCUUACCUUGACCUUCAAAAAGGAUAAGCAGUAUAGAUAAAAGAUGGAUGGGUGGAUGUCGCAAAUCACUGAAUAUUGAGAAAGAGAGUUAGUCAGGAGUAAAUUCCCUAGUUCAUGUGAAAUAGUGCAGUGUGCAGACUCAAAUAGCUGCUUGAUGUUGUGCAAAGUGGAGGCAGAAAGAAGAUUUAAUUGAAACGAUGACAAAUUGAAAAUUUGACAUGAAAUCUUGUACUGAAGAGCUUCCUGGUUUCACAUUCAUGAAUGUGAAUAUGA